GUUCCGUCCACGCCUCGGAUCUUGUCGAUCGUGAAUUAGGGCUGUGUUCAUCCCUCUCGUUCUAUGUGCUGUCCUCGGUGACGCGACGGAGGUGUAGCCUGACGCGGUCUCUUACGUGUCGGACUAAAUAAAAGUGGAGCUCCGGAGGCCUGGGAGUGACGAGGCGAGUCUGUGUCGGGCUAUCUAAAUGAAGAUGGAGGCAGGAGCAGAUGUCCAGCAGGGCGGCGACACUGCAGUCUCAGAGACAGACACUCAGCAGAUUGCCACCUUAGCACAGGUUUCCAUGGCAGCAGGACAGGUUUCAGCCACUGCGCCCACAGUGACCUUAGUGCAGCUGCCUAAUGGCCAAACUGUGCAAGUUCAUGGGGUCAUCCAGGCAGCCCAGCCCUCGGUCAUACAAUCCCCACAGGUGCAAACUGUACAAAUUUCUACCAUUGCCGAGAGUGAUGAUUCACAAGAGUCAGUGGACAGUGUGACCGAUUCCCAGAAAAGAAGAGAGAUCCUGUCCAGACGGCCUUCAUACAGAAAGAUCCUGAAUGACCUGUCAUCAGAUGCUCCAGCAGUCCCACGAAUAGAAGAGGAGAAAUCAGAAGAGGAUUCCACCCCAGCCAUCACAACAGUUACUGUGCCAACGCCUAUCUACCAAACAAGUAGUGGGCAGUACAUCGCUAUCACUCAGGGUGGGGCAAUCCAGUUAGCCAAUAAUGGAACAGAUGGAGUUCAAGGGCUUCAAACCCUGACCAUGACCAACGCAGCAGGCGCUCAGCCCGGCACCACCAUCCUGCAGUAUGCACAAACCAGUGACGGCCAGCAGAUACUCGUGCCCAGCAAUCAAGUAGUUGUGCAAGCGGCCUCAGGAGACGUGCAAGCGUAUCAGAUCCGCACCGCUGCAACCAGUGCCAUUGCACCAGGCGUGGUCAUGGCCUCCUCUCCUGCUCUGCCUAGUCAGGGAGGAACAGAGGAAGUCACGCGUAAAAGGGAGGUUCGGCUUAUGAAGAACAGGGAGGCAGCACGGGAGUGCCGCAGGAAAAAGAAAGAAUACGUUAAAUGUCUGGAAAACAGAGUGGCUGUGUUGGAGAAUCAGAACAAAACACUCAUCGAGGAGCUCAAAGCACUUAAGGACCUUUACUGUCACAAAUCUGAAUAAUUAUACUCACUCUCACAUACGUGCUGAACAGAUUUCUUAUGGUGCCUCAAGAGAUAGAGACUCUGAACAUAACACAGGCACCUGCACAGCAUCUCUAUUUCUCUCUUUCAUUUCUUUUUUUAUAUAUAUUAUCGUCCGAAAAAAUCAGUUAUCGUCAGGAAUACAUUGUAAGUUUGUAAUGUAAACUUUUUAUUUUCCACUUUCUCUUUAAGAGAAAGAGAGUUGGUUUCUCUAAUAAAAGAGAAGAUGAUUGGCAAGGUACAGUUUGGUUAUCAACAAGUUGCCCUACUUAAGGAGCAUUCUGAACCAUAUAAGAGCAACAUUCAGCUGGAGCCGUGAGAGGGAAUUAAUGUUUGUGUGGGUUUUUAUCAUGGAAACAUUACAGAGUGCUGUUCUGAGACCUGCUCCUGUCAUUCUGAGGCUUUGAAAGACUUUCCCACACUGCACCAGUUGUUUAUGGUGUCGCCUGCAAGCAUGAUUAAAGAGGGAUGGAUUUUUCACUUUUGCAGCAUGGGUCUUUAAUGAUUAAGAUCAAAUCAACGGUGCCCACUCCUGCUUUUGUUACUAAUACAUAUACUCAUUUAUUUUGUUCUAAUGAAAACAUGCAGAUAAAUAUAUAUGCCUCUGUUAUGACUUGGGUUUGAUAUACAAUGCACCGUUGUCUAAAAGUUUUUUUUUUUCUUUAUGUAGUUUUAAGCAGUGUUGCUUUUGUUACAAAAUUAAGUGCUAUAUGGAGAAACUCGGUCACCUUUGUCAACCAAAAAUAGAAGGUGGAUCCUUUAAAAAUAUGGAAUGAUGUUCGAAAAUGCUUUAAAGCAGUUAAAUAUACUUUGUGAGCAUUGGUAGCCCAUAAUAAGAAAAUCAUUUUUAAACUUGUAAGUGUGCUUAUAUUGUAAUAUAUUGGAAUUUCUUCAUCUAUGCCAGACUUUACUGGUCUUUCUGGUGCCAUCUACACUGAUCAGAGACAAGUUGUGUUGCUUUCCCUUAUAAUAUUUUAAAACAAGAAUUUUGAUUUACAAAAACUUACCUCUGAUCAAUGUAAAGAGUUGGUUUUUGUUUGUUUUCUGUUUUUGCCUGAGCUCUUGUGUUCCACACUGCUAUGAUGGAAAUGCUGUUGUUAUCCUUUUCUGUCCUUUUGCCAUAACAUGUAGCUUUCCAUGACAUACAUGUUAUUUUUAAAUCUUUUUUGUUAAAAAUUUUCUGAAUUAUUUUGAUUAUAUAUUGUGUUUUUAAGACAAGUCGCUUAUGUGUAACUUAAAUCAGUUAAAAAGCAGUCUGGAAUAAUCUUUCAUCAACAAUUAUAUAUUUGGCAGCUGUUCAUAAUCUAAUGUGUUGGGCUAGUUUUUAUUUACAGUAGAGUUUACCUGUAAUAUAAUGUUUGAAAACCUUAAAUACCAGAAUUUAAUCUUUGCUUCAGACCUGCAUAGUUUGGUUCCAAUUCAGUUCAGAACUGCCUGCGAUUCUUUUUUUUUUAAAGUUUUUUUUUGUUUUUGUUUGUUUGUUUACAAAUUCACUGGGAAUUUGGUUCAAGUGUGUUGGAGUUGGAAUUAACUUUGCAGAAAGGUUGUAUGUAAGAUGGCCUGCUUUGUGCCUGACAGGCUCAAUAUGAUUAGGAACAACCAUAUUGUGAGACACAUAGCAAGAAAUUUCAGCAACAGUGGGCUUAGAAAGGUGGAUCUCCAGAAAGACAAUUUAGCAACCUUGCUUCAGAAAUUAUUAGCAGCUAUGGGUGGGGCUACAUUUAGUAUAGCAGUUUACCCAGACUGAAAGUUCUUGCCGACAUUCAAAUCACUGCCCUUCCAGUGAUCGAAGCUGAAAGUGUUAUUAAAAGCAAGUUGUGUUUUUAGUUAUAAAUUAUGUAAUAGUCAACAGGAAUGCAUAUUUCUUUAUACCCCCUAACUCAAACCCCAACCCUAAACCUAUUGUUUUACUCUGUCAGUGGAGUAAAAAUUUCAUUUCAGAGCAACCUCCAAAUUGUGCUCGCCAUUGUUUAUGUGGAUGCGAUUACUUUCUGGUUUCUACGGGACCAGAUCCUGCAUCUCGGAGGUUGUUCAUACAACAUGCUAGCAUAGCUAGAGGAAAAUACAUUCACACUUGAAUUAAUGCAAAAAUGUGUGAUAUGGGUGUCAGUCAUUCGGCUGAAUGGCACUGAUUUUAUGCAGGUUACUUAUUUGAUAAAGGUGGGCACUACUUAAGCCAUUUAAACUAGUGUUGUCUACAAGUUGAGUAAAAUAAAAAAACUAACAUGGUAAA
Molecule: messenger RNA, 3400 nt
Organism: Myxocyprinus asiaticus (Chinese sucker)
Lineage: Eukaryota; Metazoa; Chordata; Actinopteri; Cypriniformes; Catostomidae
Gene: creb1a
Product: cAMP responsive element binding protein 1a
Exons: 8
Coding region: 188-1147 (319 amino acids)
Biological process (GO): regulation of transcription by RNA polymerase II
Cellular component (GO): ATF4-CREB1 transcription factor complex; nucleus
Molecular function (GO): DNA-binding transcription factor activity, RNA polymerase II-specific; cAMP response element binding; protein binding
Source: RefSeq, a predicted model, not a curated record